Nanorana parkeri is the source of this 700-nucleotide messenger RNA. It is a transcript of the gene SNRPC, whose product is annotated as small nuclear ribonucleoprotein polypeptide C. Gene Ontology annotation, biological process: spliceosomal snRNP assembly; mRNA 5'-splice site recognition; mRNA splicing, via spliceosome. Lineage: Eukaryota; Metazoa; Chordata; Amphibia; Anura; Dicroglossidae. The transcript has 6 exons. Gene Ontology annotation, cellular component: nucleus; U1 snRNP. Gene Ontology annotation, molecular function: pre-mRNA 5'-splice site binding; zinc ion binding. The record is from RefSeq and is a predicted model, not a curated record. The coding region runs from base 16 to 612 and encodes 198 amino acids.
UUGCCCUUUAUCAAGAUGGAGGUCCCGCUGAAAGGUCUCGGUCUGACGCAACUUCCUGUCGACAUUAACCGGCGGGCAGCUUCCUGGAUCGCUUCCGGUGGAGACAAAGGUGGCGGGUUUGUCGUCGGAACCAUGCCUAAGUUUUAUUGUGACUACUGUGAUACCUACCUCACCCAUGACUCGCCUUCAGUUCGUAAGACCCAUUGCAGUGGAAGAAAACACAAGGAAAAUGUGAAGGAUUACUAUCAGAAAUGGAUGGAAGAACAGGCACAAAGUCUCAUUGAUAAGACCACUGCUGCAUUUCAGCAAGGAAAAAUACCGCCCACACCUUUUGCUGCACCACCAGCUGGAAGUGCCAUGAUUCCUCCGCCACCUAACCUAGGAGGACCCCCACGCCCUGGUAUGAUGCCUGCACCACCUAUGGCUGGGCCCCCAAUGAUGCCAAUGAUGGGACCUCCUCCACCAGGAAUGAUGCCAGUGGGCCAUGGUCCUGGUAUGAGACCACCAAUGGGAGCUCACAUGCAAAUGAUGCCAGGUCCACCAAUGAUGCGUCCACCAUCCCGUCCCAUGAUGCUUCAAUCUCGUCCAGGCAUGGCACGCCCUGACCGAUAGAUAUUUACAUUCCUGUAAAUACAAUUCAAAUGGCGUAUGUUAAUAUGUGGGUCACAAAACCUAUUGGCCAAAAUACUAAUUAUUUUAC